Molecule: messenger RNA, 809 nt
Organism: Anoplophora glabripennis (Asian longhorned beetle)
Lineage: Eukaryota; Metazoa; Arthropoda; Insecta; Coleoptera; Cerambycidae
Product: venom carboxylesterase-6-like
Source: RefSeq, a predicted model, not a curated record
AAACGCUCGUUCGUUAUCACUAUUAGUUCGAAAUGAUGAAGUACAACGGGCUGCUGCUGCUGAUUUUAUGCGCCAUAAGGUCAUCUGUAGCGAAUGUAGAUGACCCGACACUUGUCACUUUACCAGAGGGCCAAAUAAGAGGUCAAGCCUUGCAGUCUCCAAACGACAAAGUUUAUUACGCAUUUCAAACCGUACCGUACGCAGCUCCACCUAUAGGCAAAUUAAGAUUUCAAGUACCUGUAGCGCCAGCAAAAUGGGAUGGAAUAUUAAACACCACGAAAAAUGAAAAAAUUUGUUACCAAAAUGGAGACAUGUACAUUUCGGUUUCCGGAUUAAUUCCAACGGAAGACUGUUUGUAUUUGAGUGUUUACACUCCUCUGAAACCUGGAGAUACUUCACAAACCCCAUUACCGGUGUUAAUAUGGAUACACGGAGGUGGAUUUAAAAAUGGAGUUGGUGCUUUUCAAGUAUACAAACCUGGAUUUUUUAUUGACCAUAAUAUUGUUAUUGUCUCAAUAAACUACCGUGUAGGAGUUCUAGGAUUUCUAACAACAGAAGACGGAGUCAUCCCAGGAAACUUAGGAUUAAAGGAUCAACAUUUUGCUUUUCAGUGGGUUAAAAAUAAUAUCGAUCUAUUUGGUGGGGACCCCGAAAAAAUAACGAUAUCUGGACAGAGUGCUGGAGGGUCAUCUGUGGGAUUACAAUUAGUAAGUCAACGGAAUAAAGGUUUAUUCAGAGGUGCCAUUUUACAAAGUGGUACCUCAUUGGGUCAGGGCGCACAUNACAAUCAGGCCCCGGGGGAAAAAUGA